AUGACAAUAACACUAUCCGCCAUUUCGCGUCAAGGCGACGACAAGAUGGCGGCCGAACGAGCCAAACGGUCGAUUUGGAAAGAAUCCACUGUCCACCGUCCACCGUCUCCGGGGAAGAUCUGCCGCCACGACGCAUCUCUUUGCUUAUUUAUUUUCGUGGAGAUAGUUUAUCGGAUGCGGCCUCUAGUCGCAGGGCUUGACGCAAUACCAGACGUGCGACGGAACCGCCUCCGCUUCCGGUCUCGCCGCGCACUCUGGCUCGUAUACGUGUAUAAGCUAGGUAAGUUAACAUAA
This is a messenger RNA of Leptosia nina, 294 nucleotides long. NCBI's taxonomy places the organism in Eukaryota, Metazoa, Arthropoda, Insecta, Lepidoptera, Pieridae. The record is from the annotation of a GenBank genome assembly.